AUGUUUUCUGCAAAAGCUUUUUUGCUUACAUUUGUAAUUUAUGCUAAAAUUUUCAUUUCUCCAAUUAUUACUGAAAUUUUAUUAAAACCAUCGAACGAAUUUAAUGGAAUUAUAUACGACAAUUCCGCUUCAUCAAUUAGCAAUAUAAUUAAUGCUAUUACUGCUACUACUACUACUACUACUACUACUACUACUACUGCUAUUACUACUACUGCAAUAAGUAUUAUCAUUAAUGAAAUUCAAACUACUACUACAAUUAGUAGUAGUAGUAGUAAUAGUCAUCUUCUAGAUGUUAAUUCAGAUGAUAAUGGUAAAAUUUCAAGUAAUUUUUCAUACAUCAAUAAAUCAAUCGAUUCAAUUGAUGACACAUUGUCAACGAUAAUGUUGAAAUCAUCAUCCGAAUCUAAAAUAACCAAUCAUAUCAGCUCAAAGGGUGCUUUUUUUUGUCGCUAUCAAACUAUACCAUAUAAAACAGCAAAAGUACGAUUGUAUUCGAAUAUUGCAAGAGUUCAUGAAAACAAGUAA
Loa loa (African eye worm) is the source of this 525-nucleotide messenger RNA. RefSeq lists its product as hypothetical. The record is from RefSeq and is a predicted model, not a curated record. NCBI's taxonomy places the organism in Eukaryota, Metazoa, Nematoda, Chromadorea, Rhabditida, Onchocercidae. Bases 1 to 525 code for a protein of 174 amino acids. The transcript has a single exon.